Molecule: messenger RNA, 2397 nt
Organism: Liolophura sinensis
Lineage: Eukaryota; Metazoa; Mollusca; Polyplacophora; Chitonida; Chitonidae
Product: vacuolar protein sorting-associated protein 33A-like
Exons: 16
Coding region: 1-1839 (612 amino acids)
Biological process (GO): vesicle-mediated transport
Source: RefSeq, a predicted model, not a curated record
AUGGCAGCCCACUUGUCAAGUGGGAAAGUGAAUCUAGGCUUAUUGCGAGAUUUCUACAGAAAGGAAUUUCUAGAUUGUCUGGAUAAAUGCAUGGGAACAAAGGCCUUAGUUUGGGAUGAUCAGUUGACUGGACCUUUCGGUUUAAUAGCAGAAUACUCACUUCUGAAGGAGCAUGAAGUGGAGAAGAUGUUCCCGUUACAGGGGACAGCCCUUCCUCCUAGCAAUGUCCAUAACAUCAUCUUUGUGAGCCGCCCCCGGCUAGAGCUGAUGGAUCAAGUUGCUCAGAGUGUUCUACAGGAAGAGCAGAAAGGCGGCUUCAGGAAAGAUUUCCACAUAAUAUUUGUACCAAGAAAGAGUUUGCUCUGUGAAAAACGAUUGAAAGAAGCUGGUGUCUAUGGAACGUUUGCCAAUGUUGAAGAGUUCAAUCUAGAGUUAAUUCCCUUUGAUAACGACCUUCUGUCCAUGGAAAUGAAGGAGUCUUUUAGGGAGUGCUACUUGGAGAAUGAUCAUACCACAAUGUUCUACGCAGCGCGAUCAUUAAUGACGUUACAAGCUCUGUAUGGGACCAUCCCAAACAUCCAUGGGAAGGGGGAUUGCGCUAGGCAAGUAGUUGACAUGAUGUUACGCAUGCGCCGGGAGAUGGCGGGCAGAGAGCCCCAGAUUCCUCCGCAGAUUGACAACCUGCUGAUCCUGGACAGAAACGUUGACCUCUUGACCCCUCUCCUUUCACAGCUCACCUAUGAGGGCUUGAUAGAUGAAAUCUUCGGGCUUAGCAAUACUAGUGUUAAAUUACCACCAGAAAAGUUCAACAGGAGUAAUCAGAAGGAAGGAGGUGUAACCCCUGAAGUAUCAACUGAACCCAAGAAAUUCAUAUUGAAUUCCUCUGAUGAACUGUACGCUGAUUUAAGAGAUAAGAACUUUAAUGCUGUUGGAGCCGUUGUCAGUAAGAAAGCCAAAGCCAUCACAGCUCAGUUCGAUGAACGCCACACAGCCAAGACUGUUAGCGAGAUGAAGACAUUUGUAUCCAAGUUACCACACCUGCAGGGGGCCAGGCAGUCACUGGCAACACACACAUCCAUAGCAGAGCUGAUAAAAGAAGUGACAAAUACAGACCAGUUUAUGGACACUCUGAGAUGUCAACAAGAAUUCAUCAAUGGUAUAGAAACAGACAAACCCCAUUCAUAUGUUGAGGAUUGUAUUGCCAAAGAAGAGUCAAUAGUUAAGGUGCUGAGGUUAGUGUGUAUACAGUCAUAUUGCAAUAAUGGGCUCAAGCCUAAAGUAUUGGAAUAUUACAAGCGAGAAAUUUUACAGACAUAUGGUUUUGAGCAUUUAAUCACAAUUAUGAACCUGGAGAAGGCAGGUCUUAUACGUCCCCAUGGCAACAGGAGCUAUCCUGUGAUUAGGAAAUCCCUCAAGCUCAUAGUGGAGGAUGUUAAUGAAAUGAACCCGAAUGACAUCUCGUACGUGUUCAGUGGGUUUGCUCCCCUGAGUGUGCGAAUGGCCCAGUUCUUGGCACGGCCGGGAUGGAGGAGCAUCACAGAGGUGUUGAAUUUACUCCCGGGACCAACAAUUGAGGAGGUUCAGCAGAUCCCAGUGGCUCUGAGAAAGAGACGUAGUUCCAUCACUUCUUCACAUUCCAGCACCUCUGAACAGAAGAUCACCCUUGUGUACUUUCUGGGUGGUGUCACUUUUGCAGAGAUCGCAGCUUUCAGAUUUCUGAGUUUGCAGGAUGAUGGUGGCACAGACUACAUUGUGGCGACAACCAAAAUUAUCAACGGAACAAACUGGAUUGAGUCUUGCAUGGAGAAACUAGAGCCAAAGAAACUUAACCCAUUCUGAGGACGUUUGCUCAUAGAAACUCUUCAGUUCAUAGUGCUUUUUGUGUUAGUGAAACGUCGAGGUACUACCAAAAAUAUAAAAGAGAAAUUAAAAAUUCAUGACUUUAUCAAAGACUGAAGUCAAUUGAAUAACUUUCCUGAAGUUGAAUAAAACAAUGAAAGAGUGACAACAUUGAUAUUCAAAGUAUAAAGGUUUGGCCCCCUGAGUAUCUUUGCCUUCCAACUGGUGGGUUUGUACAGAAAAGUGGCUGUCUGUUGAUACUUGAUGGUGGGUAACUCUUACUGUAGUUUAUCACUCUGUUGACUAAAUGAAGUGGAUAUGUGAAAGUGUGAGCAAGCUGGAUGAGAGCAAUUCAUUUUUGACAAAAUAUCAUAUUGUGUAAUGUACAGAAUCAAUUGUAUAGUGUAUAUAAAACUUUUCAGGUAGGUGUAUAAUAUCAGUAUUGUGCUUGGUGAAUGAGAAGAGGUCAUGGUGAGAUUGGUAAUUUGAAAUACUGUAUGUAUUUGUCAUCCAAAAAAGGCAUUUUUAUAGGCAAAUAAAUGUUAUAAAUUGUUUUCC